AUGGAUGAAAUAUCUGUAAAAACUGAAGGCGAUUCCAUGCUAGAAUAUUAUCCGAAAUUGCAAAUCAUUGAUGAGAAAUUGAUCAAGCAACUAGUUGAGGAUGCUGUUGAUUGGGCACAUGCGAAUGGUAUGGUAAUGAGGACAGCAACAGCUACCGAUAGUAGUGAUAUAUGUCAAACAGCUCCCUGUACCCUCUUUCCUUCACCAUUUCCUUGCAUCUUAUUUCAGGAAGCUAUGGACAUUCAGCAGACAUUUAAUAUGUUAUAUUUUCGAAUAUCUUGGGAUUUCGACUUCUUGAUCAAAUCACAUGCCGAGGUGGUAAAAACUGAUGAUUUUACGAGGCAUUUUGUGGAAAUUCUUAAUGCGAUUCGCAGCUCAGACUUUUGUCAAAAGAAUACGUUGUUGAUACAGAGAAAUGAUUAUAUGUGUCAUGAAGAUAGUUAUGGAAAUCAUUCGCUAAAACAGAUUGAAGUGAACAAUAUAGCCGCAAGCAUGGGCUCACUUGCGGAACGUGUUACUUGCAUGCAUAGAAGAACCAUGGGAACAUUACAGCUUUCUGAUAAAAUUAUUGAAAAGACUCUUCUAGAUAAUCAUCCGACGACCACAAUUGCAAAGGGAAUCUGCGAAGCGUGGUUUGAUUAUGGAGUACCAGAAGCAAUUAUAUUAUUUGUGGUUGAAGAUGCUAAUCAAAAUCAAAUUGAUCAAAGACAUGUGGAAUAUCGUAUUGAUGAACUCAGCAAUAGAAGUGCAAGAUGUUUUCGUAUCACAUUAACUGAUGCUGCAAAGAGAUUAAAAGUUAACGAAACCAAUCAUCAUCUUAUAUUGGAUAACAAAUGGUGUGUAGCAGUUGUAUAUUUUCGAGCCGGUUACUCACCUAAUAAUUAUCCGACGGAAACAGAAUGGACUGCUCGUCGUACCAUCGAAUUAUCGGAUGCAGUGAAAUGUCCCUGGAUUGGUCUGCAGUUAGCAAACACCAAAAAAGUACAGCAGGUUUUAUCCGAAAGUGGUGUUCUGGAAAAGUAUAUUACUGAUAAUAAAAUGUGUGCGAGAAUUCGAAAAACAUUUGCUGGUAUGUGGGGACUGGAAAAUAAUGAUGAUAAAACACAAAAGAUAAUUCAGGAUGCAAUUGCACAUCCAGAAAAGUUCGUCUUGAAACCUCAACUGGAAGGUGGAGGUGGAAAUUAUUAUGGAAAAGAAGUUGCGGAAAAGUUGAAAACAAUGAGUAAGGAUGAAAUGGCGGCACAUAUAAUUAUGGAACGUAUCACUCCGAUGGUUGUUAAGAACUACGUGAUUCGACCACAACAGGAACCAGUUCUAAUGGAUGUAGUAGGAGAAUUAGGGAUUUACGGUUAUCUUUACGGAUCGUCUGCUGUUAAUAACAUUCUAGCAGAGAAUGUCGUGAAGAACUAUGUUGGUGGACAUAUCAUCCGAAGCAAGAAUAAAGACGUCGACAAAGGAGGGGUAGCUAUUGGUGCCGCAGUCAUCGAUUCGCCUUAUUUGUUUUGA
Molecule: messenger RNA, 1506 nt
Organism: Cercopithifilaria johnstoni
Lineage: Eukaryota; Metazoa; Nematoda; Chromadorea; Rhabditida; Onchocercidae
Source: the annotation of a GenBank genome assembly